CAGUUUCUAUUCUCCCUUACCAUGGCAGCAGUUUCAUUUCUUCUCUAUCAGCUGGAGAGUGUAUAAAAAGAUGGGCUGAGCAGUCACUGAGUGCUUCCCUGGAAUUCUCACCAGCAGAAAGCAGCAUGUCUGACCGCAACGUCCACAACGCUGGCUUCACUCCCUCUGGGAUCACAGGAGGAUCCCUUGCUUCAUCACUGAUGUCCCAAGAAGCCAGAGCCUCAGGGGGAGGUGUGCCUUCUGGUGGCCCCACUUCUACUCUCCAGGAAAUGGGUGCCAGGGGCACAACCCACUCAUCAGGUUAUACCAGCAGCGGGAUCUCUGGUGGAUCCAGGGCCUCUGACACAAUGUCCAAGGAGGCCACAGCUCAUGGAGGUGGAGUUCCCAGGGGUGGCACAACUUCCACUGUCCAGUCCAUCGCCAUGGGUGGAAAAGGAGGAAGACGCUGAAUAGAAGAAAAACAUCAGUCCAAACCUGCAAGCAGUUCAUCCUUCACCAUCAGCUUUGGCAAUUUCUCCCCUUCUAUGAUCUCCCUCUUAUGAAAGUCAAAGCUUUCCACAUGCACAAAUAAAGUUUCUGUUAAAAUGAUGGAUUGUUGCAUUAAAUUAAUGGGGACAGAGACGAGGUGCAGUUCUUUCCUGGAUUAAAUAUCCUCUGAAGUACAGACAAACGAAAGCCAAUGGAAGUUAGGGUACUUGGACUGCAAAGCUGCCUUAGGAAAAUCCUGGGUUGAGCAACAUUAGGCUCUUCAAUUGCAAGUAGCUUGCCAUGUUUAUUUUACAAUAAGUAAUUACAGUGCAAAAGUCACCCUGUUGUGAGAGAGAAACAUAGAAACACUCAGUAAGGGGCAGUUCCUUCUAGAUGUACUUCUAAUAGGCUAUCAAAUUAAAUUCUCCUUAACAAAGGAGACACAUAAGCAAACAAAAA
Camarhynchus parvulus is the source of this 927-nucleotide messenger RNA. Its product is annotated as interferon alpha-inducible protein 27-like protein 2B. Bases 126 to 449 code for a protein of 107 amino acids. The transcript is spliced from 3 exons. Gene Ontology annotation, cellular component: mitochondrion; membrane. The record is from RefSeq and is a predicted model, not a curated record. Gene Ontology annotation, biological process: apoptotic signaling pathway. Lineage: Eukaryota; Metazoa; Chordata; Aves; Passeriformes; Thraupidae.